This is a messenger RNA of Tetrahymena thermophila SB210, 2220 nucleotides long. RefSeq lists its product as hypothetical. The record is from RefSeq and is a predicted model, not a curated record. NCBI's taxonomy places the organism in Eukaryota, Ciliophora, Oligohymenophorea, Hymenostomatida, Tetrahymenidae. The transcript is spliced from 3 exons.
AUGGGAAAUAGUUUAUGCCAUUUUGAUCACGAUCCUGAAACUUAAUAGUCUAUAAAUAUCGCAAAAAAUUAUUUUAAAGAAAUAGAUAGCAAUUUAGUUAGAGAUGCUACAGGAAAGAUUCAUAAAAUUAAAGAGAGUCAUAUUUAUAAAUAAAAAUUGGUAGAGCUCAUCAAAAGUAAAAAUGAGAAGAAUUAAUAAGCUAGAGAGAGAAAGUAGGAGACCUAUUUGAUUCCAUUCCUUGAGAUAGCUUACACAACUAACUAACUCAAAUACGAAUACCUUGUUCUUAACAUGAAAAGUGCUUAAAAAAAAAUGGAUGAAAUCAUUAAAUAGAGAGAAAUGAAGCUAAAAAAUGUGGAGGAUAUUGACAUAAGAAUGAAAGAAUAGCAAGAAUUAGAUGAUAUGUUAAAUAAAAUGGCUUUGAAUGAAUAUUUUCAAGUGAUUGCUAAGAAGAAAAAGAAGUAAGAUUCUUCUGUAUUAUAGAGCUAAUGCAACAAUUUAGGAUACAGCUAAAAUAUAACAAAUUAAAAUAACUAACAAAGAAAUGAUGACUAAAACUCUCAAAAUCCUUUAGAAAAAUAGCUUUUAAACAAUAAUAUUGAGAAUUUAUUUCACUCAAGAAGUAGCGAAUUACCAAAAGCUCAGGCAAAUUAAUAAAUUAAUUUGUAAAAAUCAAUAAGUGCUGACAAUUAAAAUUGGAUUACGAACUCAUAUUACCGUACAUCUUAUGAAAGACCAACUUUUGGAAAGAGUUCUCACUACUGUUAAAGUUAAAUUUAAAACGAUAGAAUACAAUACAGUAUCUUGGAUAUCAAUCAAGAAUAUUAGUCUGGCUUAAUUGCUUCUCAUUAAUAUUUGCUUAAUUACUUGUAUGAAAAAGUUUCUAAAGAUGAACACAUUGUAAAGAGUCUUAUUGACAAGUUUGGAGAGUUGAUUUCAGAGAAAUUUUCUCCAAUUUUCAAUUAAUACGAAAAUUUGGACAUUUUUGAAUGUAAUUUAACAAACUCUUCAGUCGAUUGCUAUGAAAAAAUCUCAGAAAUAGUUAAGGAAGAUAUCAUUUUUUUAAUUGAGUUCAUUAAAGAAUAUCUAAAUUAAAUUUAUGGUGAAAAAGUUAUUCCACAAAAUAAAAUGAAUUAAACACAAAAAGACAAUAUUUUUGAUUUAUUUGUGAGAAAAGUUGUGUUUGAUAAUGAGAAAAUAUGCGAAAUUGCAUUUAAAGCUAUUGAUAUUUCUUCAAUAUCACAAAACAACUAGUUUAGAUCUUUCAAGAGAGAAGCAAGUCAAUUGCUAAAUAUUUAAAAUGCUUUUAAACAAGACAAGGACCUAUGUUUUUUAUCAGAAUGUCCUUAAAAUCCAUUCAUUUAGUUUGAAAAAGAGCUAGAAAGCAUCAAGCAUUUGAGUUCUCCUUAUUUAAAAAUGGUUUAAAUUGAAAAUUUCAGGACAAAUAUAAAGCUUAGAGCUAAUACUUUAUACAAAGAGCUUGUUAAUAGUUAAAAAAGUAUUUAAUAUAGUGUAGAUUAAAUGCUACUUAUUGAAACAUUCAUAUUUCUUACUACUGAAGUUGAGCUAUUCAAUGAUCUCAAAUUUAUUUAGACAUAUGCUAAAUAAAAUAAGCUAGGAAAUGGACAUGCAGAUAUUUGGUUUGAUAUUCAUGAAUAGAUUUUAUAGCAAGAUAAUGUUAAGUCUUAUUUAGAUUUUAUAUUUUUUAGCUAAAAUAAAAAUUCUCUCAUUCAAUAAUAACAAUAACCAUAAGCAAUAAAAGAAGAAAGUGAAAGUAUGUCUGAAUACUCAAGACUUUCUAAUUAAGAGAUAGGGCAAUUUUAAUUUAAUAAUAAUAAUAACAACAACAACUAAAAAAAUCAGAACUAAGUACCUAUUAAUUAUACUCACUCAGCAAGUAGUCAUACAAUUACAGAGUACAGUCUGGAGCUAGCUAAAGACGAUUUGAAUAAUUAAAUAUUCUCUUAAUCUGAUAUUAUAACAACUAUGGGCAAGAAAUCAGAAUAAUAAAGCCUUAAAGAUAAUAAUAGCACUUCUAAGCAAAGCUUUGUAUUUAACAAGUAAGGCUAAUAAAAUAAUAGUAGAGCUUAGUAACUAAAGUCAACAUUUGGAGAAGAAAAUCAACAAAUGAUUUCUACUGCUGUCCAUGGAUCUAUUUUAUACGAGGCAGAAAUGGUAAUAGAAGAUGAAAAUGAGGACUUAGAUAGACAUCAAAAGUGA